UUAGCCACCAAUCUUAUAACCGUUGUCUAUGAACCUUCUUCGUACCUCGUAGGAACCUCACUAGGAAAUUUAAUUGCUUCGUAAUAUAAUAAAUGUACGAACGCGAUGGGAGGGAAUUUCAGUUCAUCAUCAUCCAUGGAUGCAAAUAAUUCUAGUGCAAACAUGUUUGAUGGAAGUUUUACACCACUACUAAACUCACCUGAUAGUGAUGAUCAUUUCUCAAACAACUUGAUUAACUUUGAGCUUUCUGAUAUUUUCGAGAUAGAUAAUUGGCCUGUUCAACAACCUGAUCCAACUCUUGUACCUCACUACUCAAAUUAUGCAGCAAAUCAAGUGGUUAACACUAGGAGUAGUACUACUUAUCAUGAGGAACCUAGCAACAACGUUGGCAGCAGCAGCGAGAGGAGAGAAGUGAAGGACAAGGUUGCUUUCAGAACGUUGUCCCAAAUUGAAAUACUAGACGAUGGAUACAAGUGGAGAAAGUAUGGAAAGAAGAUGGUGAAAAAUAGUCCAAAUCCGAGGAAUUACUAUAGGUGCUCCGUGGAAGGUUGUCCGGUCAAGAAGAGAGUUGAACGAGACAAGGAGGAUUCUCGGUAUGUGAUAACCACCUACGAGGGUGUCCACAACCAUCAAGGUCCAUCCCUGUUCUGAUCGAUGAAGAAGACAUCAGUUUAAAGUUACUGAGUGCUGUAGCUUAGCUAAAUCAGGCCAGUAAAUUGGAUCCCCUAAACUGUUUCCAGCUUGACUGGGGUCAGAUGCAGGCGUCUAUCUGUAACUCAAAAUGUAACAAUUAGAAUAUUUCAGUUGCCAUGUACUCUUGUCCUGCUUCCAACAGGAUUUUAUAUAUAUAAGCUACUGUAUGAGGCUA
Messenger RNA from Solanum pennellii, 868 nucleotides. Its product is annotated as probable WRKY transcription factor 75. Lineage: Eukaryota; Viridiplantae; Streptophyta; Magnoliopsida; Solanales; Solanaceae. Bases 106 to 651 code for a protein of 181 amino acids. Gene Ontology annotation, molecular function: sequence-specific DNA binding; DNA-binding transcription factor activity. The record is from RefSeq and is a predicted model, not a curated record. The transcript is spliced from 3 exons. Gene Ontology annotation, biological process: regulation of DNA-templated transcription.